Molecule: messenger RNA, 819 nt
Organism: Puma concolor (puma)
Lineage: Eukaryota; Metazoa; Chordata; Mammalia; Carnivora; Felidae
Source: RefSeq, a predicted model, not a curated record
GAGUUUGCCUUGGGAGUCGGUGCAAAGGUGAAACCAAAGGCGAACAUGGGUCAGAAGGUCACCGGAGGCAUCAAGACUGUGGACAUGAGGGACCCCACGUACCGGCCCUUGAAGCAGGAGCUCCAGGGCCUGGACUACUGCAAGCCCACCCGCCUGGACCUGUUGCUGGACAUGCCCCCCGUGUCCUAUGACAUCCAGCUGCUCCACUCGUGGAACAACAACGACCGAUCGCUCAACGUCUUCGUGAAGGAGGACGACAAGCUGAUCUUUCACCGGCAUCCGGUGGCCCAGAGCACGGACGCCAUCAGGGGCAAAGUCGGGUACACGCGUGGGCUGCACGUGUGGCAGAUCACGUGGGCCAUGAGGCAGCGGGGCACGCACGCCGUGGUGGGGGUGGCGACGGCGGACGCCCCCCUGCACUCCGUUGGGUACACGACUCUCGUGGGGAAUAACCACGAGUCCUGGGGCUGGGACUUGGGGCGCAACCGGCUCUAUCACGAUGGCAAAAACCAGCCAAGCAAAACGUACCCGGCCUUUUUGGAGCCGGAUGAGACAUUUAUUGUCCCUGACUCUUUCCUUGUGGCCUUGGACAUGGAUGACGGGACUCUGAGCUUCAUUGUGGACGGACAGUACAUGGGAGUGGCUUUUCGAGGACUCAAGGGCAAAAAACUGUAUCCUGUAGUGAGUGCCGUCUGGGGCCACUGUGAGAUCCGCAUGCGCUACUUGAACGGCCUCGACCGGAAGGACCACUCUGGCUGCUGCGUAGAAAUGAACGAUGGAGGCGACAGUGGCCCCUGGAAGGCCAGGGACGAGCCAUGA